CACUCACAUGGUUGUGUUUAAAUCUCAAUGUUGAUGAUUUUUUGGUUUUGUCUUUAAUUGUUUUCGGAAUCAAAUCUCACCUGUAAUUAAGUUAAUUUUUAUUUAGAUUGUUGUGAUAAUUUUACUCUAUUACCUGGUGUGAAUUGUUAAUUGAUAAGCAUGACCAGUUUACCUCAAAUUCGUUUGGAAAAAUUGCUUCCAAUAUUCAAUAAGCUUCACCGGGCGAAAAUAUUUCCAUAUAAAGAUUUGAAAACAAUUAUUGGUAAAAUUCGUGAUUAUGAAUAUCGAUUGGGACGAUCAUCUGUUACUAAAUUUGAAUAUCUCAAGUAUGCCGCUUAUCUGACUGAACUGCAACAGCGUAUUAAACUGGAGAAGAAAAAAUUUCAUCAUUUAUUACAAUUUAAACAUGUUGCUGUGAAAAUUAAUCAACUCAUUAAGAAGCUUCUUUGGAGAGCAAUUCAACGUGAUAAAGAAGAUAUUAAACUUUGGUUUGAUUAUAUUGAAUUCUGUAAAAGGCAUAGUCGAAUUGAAGAUGUGAGUAAAGCCUUUGUUGAUAUGUUACAACUUCACCCGGACAAGGAAGAUGCUUGGAUCGCCGCAGCGAAAUAUCAUUUUGAUGUGAUGCGUUCACCGAAUGUCGCUCGGAAUUUAUUACAAACUGGAAUCAAAGAUAAUCCAAAUUCGCUUAAAUUGUGGAAAGAAUAUUUCAAAUUUGAACUGUUAAAUUCUGACAUGGCUCUUAAGCGAUUGCAAGUUCUUAAAAGAGAUUUAGACGACAAUAAGGUUCAAAAGGUGUCUAAAAUUGUUUCCGAGAUUGAUACAAAUGAUGCUGUCAUUAGUGGUAAAAUUGCUGUGGUCAUUUUCAAGAAUGCUAUUCCCAUGAUAUCUAAAAAACUAUCAAAUGCCAAGGCCUUUUUUUAUAUUAUUGAUAAGUUUCAACCAGAAUUACGGAUUCCUGUUAAAAAAGAGAUGAUUAAAUUGCUUGAGGAAAAUUUUCCCGAUGCAGAGCAAGUUUUUGAUUAUAAAGCUCAAUGUUUAACCGAUGCACAUUUUGCUCUUGAUUAUAUUGGUGAAUCAAAACAAAAUUUGGACUCUAUUGAUGAAAAGAAAUGUAAUGAUCUUGCUAAGGCCGUUUAUCGACAAGGAAUCGCCAAAGUGCCAACAACCAUCAUGUGGAAUUAUUUUAUUUCAUUUAAUCUACAGUUAUUCUCAAAGUCAACCACUGAUCCGGAAGAAAUUCAGGAAAAACAAUUGGACGAUUUGUUACUCGUUUUUGACGAAUGCUGGAGAUCUGGUCUAAUGUCACGUGUUGCUUUUCUCGAAUGGAUAAUUGCUUUAGAAAUUCGAGAUGAUUUCGAUCAAAUCGAUAAACUAAUGUCCAAAGGUUGUGAAAAGUGGUCCAAACAUGCGGACAUUUGGUAUUUAAGAUUAACUAUUAUGGCGAAAAGGAUUAGCUUUAAAGAGGAAUUGAAAAGACUUUUUUCUCGUGCAAUCAAAGAAAUUGAAUACAAGGAUGAUGCCGAUAAAGAGGGUAAAGCUGAGAAUAAAAUUGACCUGACUGGCCUUAGCUUCCGAAAGAUGAAGAGAAAGACAAUCGAAGAUAUUUGGAAUUUUUACCUUGAAUGGUCGUCGAAACAUUUAAAUCCAACUGAGGUUCUUAAAUUUAUUGAGAAACAAUUUCUUGAACUUCUCACAAAAGGAGGUGGUAAUUUAAUCAUUCAACGUCGCCUUUCAGCUCUUCUUAAACCCGAAUUGUUAAAAAAAUCAAUCGAAUUGAAAAAAGAUGGCCUCAAAUCGGCGCGAUUAUAUUAUGAGAAAUAUAAAAAUCACCCACCGAUCGUUGAAUCUUUUUUCCAAGAAAUGAUAACCAUAGAAAAAGAUCAACUGGACACUGGGCGAGUGAUUAACAUUUAUGAAGAUUUAGUUCGUAAUUUCGGUGAAACUGAUCAUCUAAUUUGGUUAGAUUAUUGUAGAUUCAUAUUCGAAGGUUCAAACCCUCAUAAAGUGGGUCUAAUCUACCAUAGAGCAUGUAAAACGCUAAACGCCAACGAAGUAACAAAUUUCGUCGCUGCUUAUAACCUCUUACAAAACGAUGCGAUUUAAAUUAACAUUAUUAUCCUAAUUGCGAAAAGAAAAUCAAAUUGUAAUCAUCAAAACAAAAAAGAAUCAAGAAGCUACUCGGUCAAUCAAAAAUCGAACAAUAAAUUUAUUCCAAUUUCAUAAUAACAA
This is a messenger RNA of Panonychus citri (citrus red mite), 2229 nucleotides long. Its product is annotated as U3 small nucleolar RNA-associated protein 6 homolog. Bases 160 to 2103 code for a protein of 647 amino acids. The record is from RefSeq and is a predicted model, not a curated record. Lineage: Eukaryota; Metazoa; Arthropoda; Arachnida; Trombidiformes; Tetranychidae. Gene Ontology annotation, biological process: maturation of SSU-rRNA from tricistronic rRNA transcript (SSU-rRNA, 5.8S rRNA, LSU-rRNA). Gene Ontology annotation, cellular component: Pwp2p-containing subcomplex of 90S preribosome; small-subunit processome. Gene Ontology annotation, molecular function: snoRNA binding; protein binding. The transcript has 2 exons.